Trypanosoma rangeli is the source of this 771-nucleotide messenger RNA. RefSeq names its product putative ATP-dependent DEAD/H RNA helicase, putative,RNA helicase. NCBI's taxonomy places the organism in Eukaryota, Euglenozoa, Kinetoplastea, Trypanosomatida, Trypanosomatidae. The transcript has a single exon. The coding region runs from base 1 to 771 and encodes 256 amino acids. The record is from RefSeq and is a predicted model, not a curated record.
AUGAUUAGGGACCAAAUGUUGUUGCCAUCCCAUCGAUUCAUCCUCGCUGACGUCAAAACUGACAAACUUGGACACCCGCUUGUGGAUGGGCGUUCAACAGUUAGUGCAUUCAUCACUCAUGUUGUCUUUAUGGUGUCGCAGGUGGAAAAAAUCAACAAGCUUGCCUGGUUAUACAGCACAGGCAAGCUUAGCUCUGACCAGCGCACCCUUAUCUUCUGUAACUCACGUCACAAUGUGGCAUACGUCUGUGAGCGGCUGCAGCAACUUGUGCCCCCUCUGCACGUAACGACACUCACUUCUCGUUCCUCAGCAACAGCGAAGAUGGGAACGCUAAAACUUUUCCGAAGCGGUGUCUCAACAUGUCUGGUGUGCACUGACAUUCUCAGUCGUGGGAUUGACUUUGAAAAUGUUGUAUACGUCGUUCACUACGAUACUCCGCUGGAAUUUGACACCUGGGUUCACCGCAGUGGGCGCUGUGGCCGGCACGGGGUGCCUGGUUACUGUUACACGUUCUUCCAGCCAGAGAGCAUCAACAUUGCUAAGCCGUUGGUGGCCCAUCUAAAGCAAACCCGACAGCUGAUUCCACCGAAGCUGCAAGAGUACGCGAAUCAGUCACUUGUUGACACGUUUAAGAGCUCCUUGUUUUACCACCCAACACGAUCGUACCGUUCAAGUGACCCACAGCGGCAGCACCCUGUAAUGGGGCGCGGGACGCCACGCUUCCCUGACUACAAACAGGACCGGUUGAAUCAAAAUUUCCGUCCUCUUUAG